This is a messenger RNA of Echinococcus granulosus, 270 nucleotides long. RefSeq lists its product as hypothetical. The record is from RefSeq and is a predicted model, not a curated record. The coding region runs from base 1 to 270 and encodes 89 amino acids. Lineage: Eukaryota; Metazoa; Platyhelminthes; Cestoda; Cyclophyllidea; Taeniidae. The transcript has 2 exons.
AUGGAGCCUAAGUUAUGUGUCAUCUUGGCGUCAACCGAUCGAGAAUGUCUGUUGGCUGUAAUAAAAUCGUCAGAGGAGAGGCGAGGGAAACAGUCAAUGUGGUCUAGUUGUUCCGAUUCAGACCAUCCAGAUCCAACUGCAGUUGACAGCUGUGGCAGCACUGUUGAGACAUUGGACACAACAAAGUAUAACAUAGUUUUGUACAAAAAAGAGAAAAGGAAAAGUAAAAGGUUAAAGCAACAAAUAAAAGGGGCUGGAAAGGGAGGAUGA